GGACCCAAAUUGGCCUCCGCUCAACCCCCAGCCUGUCCCCUCGGCCCCGCCCGGUCCGCCGGCCACGUCUUCCUCUCUCUACCUUUGUGAAAUCAGAGCCUUCUAAGAAACCUGUCCUCCCGGCAGACCCAAACUCCCCUCUCAUAGAUCUUCUCUCUGACAGGCCCGGCUGAAACGGAGGAGGCAGAGCCGCCGGCCAGAUCAGUUCCCGGGCCACAGUCUGAUAAGGGUUUCUCCCCUGUCGCAGGGAGAUUGCGCAAUAAGCGCGAGGUGAUGCCAGAUACAACCUCCCAGGCUUUCCCACUUAGACAGGGAACCGGUGGCCAGACCCAAUACUGGCCGUUUUCAACAGCUGACAUUUACAAUUGGAAACAACACAACCCUUCUUUCUCCAAAGAUCCGGUGACAUUCACCGACCUAAUAGAAUCUGUUUUACUUACCCACCAGCCUACUUGGGAUGACUGCCAACAGCUCUUACAGGCCCUCUUAACCUCAGGAAAAAAAAAAAAAACAAAGAGUGUUCCUAGAGGCCAAAAAACAUGUUCUGGGAGAUGAUGGGCGUCCCACCCAGCUGCCUGAGGACCAAACUGGGAUUUUAAUACAGCUGAAGGUAAGGGACACCUACGCCUUUAUCGCCAGUUGCUUCUAGCGGGUCUCCGAGGGGCUAUACGACGCCCUACUAAUUUGGCUCAGGUAAAACAGGUAUUACAGGAAACAGGGGAAACUCCCUCCGCCUUUCUAGAGAGACUUAAGGAGGCCUACCGUAUGUAUACUCCCUAUGACCCAGAUGACCCAGGACAAAUGACGAGUGUCUCUAUGUCCUUCAUCUGGCAGGCUGCUCCAGAUAUCAGGACUAAGUUACAGAGGUUAAAAAAUUUACAGGGCUAUACAUUACAGGAUUUACUUAAAGAAGCUAAAAAGAUUUUUAAUAAGAGAGAGAUAAAAAAAAAAAAAACAAAGAAUUGAGUCGAAUCUUGGCCACCGUAGUACAGGGCCAAGAAAAGAAGGGAGAUAGGGGGGAGCUCGAAAGGGGCUGAAGCUGGAUAAAGAUCAAUGUGCCUAUUACAAAGAAAAAGGGCACUGGGCCAGAGAGUGCCCCAAGAAGCCUGGCGGACCCCGAAAGCCUCGACCACGAACCUCCCUCUUGGCUCUAGAUAAAGAUUAGGGAGGUCAGGGCCAGGAUCCCCCCCCCCUGAGCCCAGGGUAACGCUUAAAGUUGGGGGGCAGCCGGUUACUUUCCUGGUAGACACAGGAGCCCAGCAUUCAGUCCUCACCCAAGCUUCAGGAUACAGUUAAAGGCCAUUACAACUCCAGUCUCCAUAAAACAAUACCCCCUGUCACAUGAAGCUUAUCAAGGUAUAAGGCCUCACAUUACGAGGCUUCUAGAUCAAGGCAUCCUAAUCCCCUGCCGGUCGCCUUAGAAUACGCCUCUUCUGCCUGUAAGAAACCUGACACUGGAGAUUAUAGGCCAGUACAAGACUUGAAAAAGGUCAACAAGAGGAUAAAAGAUAUUCAUCCGACUGUUCCAAACCCUUACAAUUUGCUCAGUAACUGUUCAUCGAUGAGAAACAGGGGUAUGCUAAAGGGGUCCUAACACAAAGGUUGGGACUCUGAAAACGCCCUGUGGCCUACCUGUCUAAGAAAUUGGACCCUGUGGCCUCCGGCUGGCCACCGUGCCUAAAGAUGGUGGCUGCUAUUGCUGUCCUGAUCAAGGAUGCUAGAAAAUUGACUUUGGGACAGCCAUUCACCAUCCUAGCACCCCACGCAGUGGAGGCCUUGGUAAAGCAGCCCCCAGACCGCUGGCUCUCUAAUUCCCACAUGACCCACUACCAAGCCUUGUUACUAGAUGCAGAACAGGUUCAGUUUGGACCCGUAGUCGCCCUCAAUCCUGCCACCUUGCUUCCCCUACCAGAGGAGGCAGAACAGCAUGACUGCCUACAAAUCCUCACAGAAGUACAUAGAACCAGGCCGGACCUAUCGGACCAGCCUCUUCAGAAUGCUGACCACACAUGGUACACGGAUGGCAACAGCUUCUUGACAGAGGGAGAGCGAAAGGCUGGAGCUGCGGUCACUACGGAGGACAAAGUGAUUUGGGCAAAAGCCCUGCCUGCUGGUACCUCCGCACAACGGGCUGAACUCAUCGCCUUGACUCAGGCGCUCAAGAUGACAAAAGGUAAGAGGCUAAAUAUAUAUACAGACAGCCGUUAUGCCUUUGCCAUGACACACAUCCACGGGGAGAUCUACCGGAGGUGGGGGCUGCUCACAUCUGAGGGUAAAGAUAUGGCUAAAAUUCUGGCCCUCUUAGAAGCCCUAUUCUUGCCCAAAAGACUGAGUAUUAUGUAUUGUCCAGGACACCAAAAAGGGCACAACCCAGAGGCACGAGGAAACCGGCUGGCCGAUGCCACGGCGCGAGAAGCGGCCAUGAACAAACAAAUCUUGCCCUUAAAUAGCCCAGACCAACCCACGCCCCCACCAGUGGGACAAACCAGUUGGGUUUACGCCCAUGAGGACAUAGAGCUCCUAAAAAAAAUGGGGGCCAUCUACCACCCUCAACUAAAACAGUGGGUCUACAAAGGACUUUUGAAUUGAUCUCCUUUUUACAUAAAUUAACCCAUUUGGGGUUUAAGAAGAUGAAAACCUUACUAGAUCGAGAAGAGAUAAAUCUGUGUUUUUUUUUUUUUAAUUGGGACAAAGCGAUACAAAAGGUGACUGAGAGUUACAAAGCGUGCGCUCAGGUUAACCUGGGAAAGACCAUGAUUGGACAAGGAGUUCGUCCUAGGGGACACCGUCCCGACAUCCAUUGGGAAAUUGAUUUUACUAAAAUUAAACCAGGUAUAUAUAGAUACAAAUAUCUCCUAGUGUUUAUAGACACCUUCUCAGGAUGGGUCAAAGCCUUCCCCACGAAACACGAGACUACAAAAAUGGUCACCAAGAAGCUCCUCGAGGAAAUCUUUCCCAGCCCUUCUCUGAGGGCCCAUUUACAGGCCCUACAGAUUGUGCAGAGAGACGUCUGGAGACCUUUGGCCGCUGCUUACCAGAACAAGCUUGAGCAUCCGGUGGUGCCACACCCGUUCCAGAUUGGAGACACUGUGUGGGUGCACAGACACCAGACCAAGAAUCUCGAGCCACGGUGAAAAGGACCCUACACCGUCCUCCUGACUACCCCGACCGCCCUAAAGGUAGACGGAGUCUCGGCUUAGAUCCACACACCACACGUCAAGACAGUCCGGUCUGAGGAAUUGACUAAUCACAACACUACACCCCAGACAUGGAGAGUUCAGCACACUCCAAACCCCUUAAAGUUAAAACUCCUACGUGGCUCCUCCUAGCCCUUUUGUAGCUUAGAGUCAGUGGGGGAAUAAGCCCCCACCAGACAGAAAUUUCUUGACCAAGUCGAGUGAAAGAUUUCACUCAAAGUUAACAAAAAAAUGGGGGAAUGAAAGACCCCAGCUUAGCAGCAGUAACGCCAUUUUACAAGGCUGUACUUAAGAUGACUGGUUCAGGGAAAGGUUAGAACACUGAGUACACAGCGGCUGCCAAACAAGAUGUGUUUGGUUGAAGGCCUGGCAACAGGAGGACUGCCGUUGAGCACCUGACAAUGAGAAAAGCCCCGGGAGAGGUCCCACACCCUGGUUGGGGGCCGAGUCAGUCGUUAUGUUCCAAGAAGGUAGCUAAGAAACUUGCCCCCGGGCUGAACCCUUGGGGGGCCGAGUCAGUCCUUAUGUUUCAGGAAGGUAGCUAGGAAACUUGCCCCCGGGCUAAACCCUUGCCAUAUUAAAAUCCACCAAUUAUAUCCCUGUAACCAUGCAUCUGCUUCUGUAUGCUUGCUUCUGCUCCCCAAAAUCCUAUAAAAGCCCAUCCUUGGUUCCGUGGGACGCGCCAGUCCCCCGAGUGACUGAAGCGCCCACAGGUGCCUGUGCCUGUGUAUCCCGACAAUAAACCAAAUCCUCUUGCUGAUUGCAUCCUGUGGUGUCUCGGUCUGGUUUU
Molecule: messenger RNA, 3987 nt
Organism: Rattus norvegicus (Norway rat)
Lineage: Eukaryota; Metazoa; Chordata; Mammalia; Rodentia; Muridae
Source: RefSeq, a predicted model, not a curated record